UUGUUUUCCUACCUUAGAAAUUUGGAGAAUCUUAUCGAAAUCUAUCUCGUAAAAUCUGCUGUCUCUGUCUCUCUCCCUAUUCGGAAUAAGCUUUGGUAGUUCAGUUGCGAGUUGCCGUUACGAGCCAUGGCGUGUGCAAUGAGUCAGCUCCUAUACCCAACCCGUGUGGGUUCCCACAUGCAAAUCUCUCCCUCUCUGCCUGUUUCCCGCCCAUGCAUUAUGACCACAAGAGAGGACAAGAAUCGGUUCUUCAGGCCAUCUGAACUUCUUGGUUACCAGAAUCUGACAGCAGUGGCCAAAUCUUCGCCGGAAAAUGACGGCAUUGUGGCUGCAGAUGACGAUGGUGAUGGUGGCGUCUCUUUGGGGACUUUGAAAUUGCCCUCCAAUACUGACCUACCAAGAUUUGAGACCUUGCUCUUCCAGUGGGCAAACAGUCUUUGCCAAGGAGCUAAUCUACCAUUACCAGUGCCAUUAAAGGUAGAUAAAAUACCAGGUGGAGUUAGGUUGGCUUUCAUUGAAAUUGGAGAUGGGAAGACUGAGGUACUAGUGUACAUUGAUUGUCUGGUUUUCCCAGCAACUGCCGGUUCAGGUCCUAUUUUCCGAGCCAUAAGGAAUGGACCCUUAAAGGAUAAAUCACCUCCUGGUGAACCCAGAAUCAUGAGAAGUCUGCUGCAGGCCCUCCAGAAGUCAGUUGAAAUAGCAAGAGUUUGAAUUACUUAAUGUAAAAUGUAAAAGUCAACACUGUAAUUCUCUUCUUUCAGUUUAAUAAAAUUAAAAAAAAAUUAUUUGCUCUUCUCUAUAACAAA
Molecule: messenger RNA, 806 nt
Organism: Jatropha curcas
Lineage: Eukaryota; Viridiplantae; Streptophyta; Magnoliopsida; Malpighiales; Euphorbiaceae
Cellular component (GO): chloroplast thylakoid membrane; chloroplast stroma
Source: RefSeq, a predicted model, not a curated record